This is a messenger RNA of Pleurotus ostreatus (oyster mushroom), 918 nucleotides long. RefSeq lists its product as uncharacterized. The record is from RefSeq and is a predicted model, not a curated record. Bases 1 to 918 code for a protein of 305 amino acids. Lineage: Eukaryota; Fungi; Basidiomycota; Agaricomycetes; Agaricales; Pleurotaceae. The transcript is spliced from 3 exons.
AUGGCGUUGCCGCGGCCUCUACAUGUCAAGUAUCUGAUGGAUCCCUCUGUCGACUCGUUUUUGACACCCACAUCGCCUAGUAGACUCUACGUUGAACAUCGCUGGCAUAAGUUGAUGUACCGUACUAUAUUGUGGCUGAUCCCUGCCCUGCGUGCUGCGCUCUCCGAAGCAAAGCAUGGACUGAAGCAUGGCGGAAAGGAGGAAGACGAUGGUGAAGACGCUAUCGAAGAGCCCCCUGCCACUACAUCGUUCCCCUCCAACACAACGACUGUAAUCUCGACGGUUCAACCGUCUAGCUCGUCGAGUAGCGCUAUAUCUUCCUUACCCUUCCAAUGGGACAACCCUUCCAAUACGUCCACAUGCCAGUCGACCACUUUUACCUGGCGCGUGUCCGAUUCUCGAGCCGCUCCAAUGACGAUAACUGUUACAAACGAGCGCGUGGCUCAACAAGGGCCAGGCCUCCCUCCUCCUAGCACUCACGAUGCCACUCCCCUUAUUACACGUACAGUCAACAAAACUGCCUCUCCGAGCGCACAACGGCAGGACUGGCCAUUGGUGGAUGUCCCCCAAGGGUGGUAUGUUGCUAUAGCAUUCAAUCCCAACCAAGCCGUUCCCCAAAUAUCGCGAUCGCCACAAUUCUUCGUUAACAAUGGCACAGAUCUGUCAUGCCUGCCAACACCUCCAGUAUUUCCACCGUCUUCGCAGUCACCCUCAUCGCCUUCCCCAUCCGCUGCUGACACCACGUCAGCACCACCUUCUGGAGGAUCCCUAGCGACGCCUCAACUCAUUGGGACCAUCUGCGGGGUUGUAGGGGCCAUUGCCUUGCUCGUUAUCGUCUUUACUGUCCCAUCCAUUUGGCACCGGUUUCUUCCCAAGCAAAAGCCAAAGCGACCCGGAGGACCAUUGCUUUUAUACUAA